CCAUCAAGUCAGCCUGCCAGCCGUCAGCGGAGGGGCUUUUUGAGUAUGGAGCUCCCCGCCACCGGGGACCGUGUGUUCGCCGCGGAGGCCAUACUGAAGCGUCGCGUUCGGAAGGGACAUAUUGAAUAUCUUGUGAAGUGGAAAGGAUGGGCGAUUAAACACAGCACUUGGGAGCCGGAGGAGAACAUCCUGGAUGACCGGCUCGUCUCCGCAUAUGAGCAGAAAGAGCGGGAGCAGGAGAUGUACGGGCCGAAGAAGCGAGGGCCCAAACCCAAGACGCUGCUGCUGAAGGCUCGUGCUCAGGCUGGUCCGUCCCGUAUUCUUCCACUCCGUCAGCAGCAGCAGCCUCCAAAACCGCCCCCCCGGCCCCUCCGCCCGCCCCCCAAUAACCCCCCCUCCUCCUCCUCCUCCUCCUCCUCCUCCUUCCCCUCCUCCUCCUCCUCCUCCUCCUCCUUUUCCUCCUUUUCCUCCUCCGUGUCCAACGCCAAGCUGCAGUCGGGCGCGGCGCAGCACAAGCUGAAGAAGGACAUCCACCGCUGCCACCGAAUGGCCCGCCGGCCCCUGUCCCGCCCCGACCCCCUCUCUCGGCCAAUGGGCUCGUCCGCUCCCCUCUCGGCCCGCCCCCCGUCCUUCUCGGAGACGGUGCGCAUCCUGAACCGCAAGGCGAAGCCGCCGCAGCGCGAGGUCAAGCGCGAGGUCAAACACGAGGUCAAGCGCGGACGCAUCAUCCUCAACCUCAAGGUGACGGACAAGCCGGCAGGGGGCGGGGCCUCCAAGGCCUCCUCGGCCAAUCAGAGGACUCCCAUGCAGCCGCCGCCCCCUCCGCCGCCUCACCACCACCACGCCUCGCACGCGGGCCGGACGGCGGUUCUGUCGCGGAACCGAGUGGCGGCGGCGGGGAAGAACCGCAGGCUCGGGGAGGUUCCGUACCGAGGUCUCCAGACGGCCCUGAAGGUGCCCACGUUCCCUCUGCCAUCCAGGAGAAGCCUCGGAGCCCAGCAGGCCCACGCCAGCGCCAGUGCCAACCUGACCAGCGCCAACCUGACCCACGGCAGUGCCAACCUGACCAGCGCCAACCUGACCCACGGCAGCGCCAACCUGACCCACGGCAGCGCCAACCUGACCCACGGCAGCGCCAACCUGACCCACGGGCGGGCGGGCGGACCUGGCGCUGUUGUGCCCGCUGCCCUCUCCGACCCGGCGCCGGUCGGUCUGGACCCCGCCGGACCGGGUCAGCCCAGCGCCGCCUCCCCCGAGAGCUCGGCCCCCACCGGCUCCCACGCGUCCAGCCCUGCCCCCCCCUCACCCGCCCGUCCAGCGCUGCUGCCCCCCCCUCUGAAGGCCCCGUGGGCGUCCAGACCGGCGCCUGACCAGCCGGCCCUCCUGGACGCUCCGCACGACAUCCUGGACCUGUCUCUGACGCACGACGCGCCCGCAGCGGCCGCCAGGGGUUGCCGUGACGACGACGACGACGACCUCGACGACGACCUCGACGACGACGACCUCCUCCACCACCACCGGCGCUGCCAGAACGACUUCUCCUCGGAGCCACAUCGCCGCGGCAACGCGUCGGGGGGUCGGGACGGCGACCCCGACUGGCACCCGGAGAUGACGGCGCGCUGCGCCAACGUGGUGGUCACCGACGUCACCACCAACCUGCUGACCGUCACCAUCAAAGAGUUCCAGCACCAGCACGCCACACUGCCCCCGCAGGCAACCCUGAAGUUCAUUGUUGUUAUUUUGGCCGCCGGUAUGGUGGCCUUUAUCGGAGCGGUCAUCUGCAUCAUUGCUGCAGUUCACACCGGAUCAAAUUCGGCCGCCGUAGCUCAGCCACUGGCCGACAACCAGUCGCUUCUGUCUACCGACGCGGGUGUCCAGACUCUCGCCCCUGGGUCCGUGCCUGCCCGGGCCGGACCUGUGGACGCUCUCCACGGUCCUGAAGCCAACGGCGGGGAACCGGGAAGCGUGGAGGCGCCGACCUUCUACACAGUCAGCGGAACUACCGGGGGUGGACCAAGGGGAGGGGGACAGGUGAUCUACAGCCGCCUCAUCUGCACUCCCAUCCCCGCCGGCGAGUGCAAGCCCAAAAACUUUGAGCAACAAGCGGACGACCCGUCGCUGUACGCGGGCGAGGACUGGGGCUACCUGCGCACCACCGCCGACGAGCUGCGACAAACCGUGCUUCAGCAGAAGGACGAGAUUCUCACAGACCAACGGACCAUUCGCGAGCUGACGGGGAAGCUAACGGAAUGCGAGAGGGACGUGACGACGGCCGGGGGCAACCCCGAGAGGAACGCGGGCAUUUGGGGUGGCAAACGGGGCGAGGGAGAGCACAUCAUGGUGCGGGACGAGGCGCCAGCUGAGAUACUUGCCGCUAGCGCUGUCCAGCAGCUGGAGCAAGCCAUCCAUCAGCUGAAGGGCCGCAUUGAGAAACUGGAGUCGGAGAUGGGACCUCAUCCUCACAAUCACACAAACACCGGCCAUAAGCCUGCGCUCCCGACGGCCGCGGGCGGGCUCUCUAGCGCCCCCAGCGGCCGUGUGCAGGAGGCGCCGCUGCAGGUGGAGGACCUGGAAGGGGAGCUGGAGAAGAAGAUGCAGCUGCUGGAGGAGCAGAGGAAGGCCCUGCGCCAGGAGAGCCAACGCCACCGAGAGCGCAUCGACCUGGGCCUCCACAGCGUCCAUCAGAGGGUCACGGGGCUGGAGCAAGGACACACAGACUCUGUGUCGGCGGAGGAGUUCCAGCUGUCCUUCCCGGUCCAGAGCACCGGCAGCACCGGCAGCACCGGCACCGGCACCGGCACCGGCAGCUGGGCGGCAGCGUACGCGCUGGUGACCUCGCCCGUGCCCGCGCUCCACGCCCUCACCGUCUGCUUCUGGCUGCGCCCGCGCCACGCCCGCCUGGGCACCCCGCUCUCCUACGCCGUGCCCGGCCAGCCCAACGAGCUGGUGCUGCUGCAGGGCAAACGCCAGCCCCUCGAGCUCAUCGUCAACAACCAGGUGGCGCCGUUGCCUCUGAACAUAUCAGUGGGCAGCUGGCAGCACAUCUGCGUGAGCUGGCACAGGAAGGGCGGGCAGUGGAGAGCCUACCAGGGGGGCAAACUGCGCGGUGAGGGGCAGGGUGUGGCAUCUGGACACUACAUCCGCCCCGCAGGGGUCCUCAUACUGGGGCAAGAGCAGGAUAUUGUCGGCGGUGGCUUUGAGGCCAGCCAGGCCCUGGAGGGCGAGAUGUCUCAGCUGAGCCUGUGGGACCGGACUCUGAGGCCGGCCGAGGUGGCAGCGCUUGCCCGCUGCACCAAGGGAAUGCUGGGAAACGUAGUCCCCUGGAGAGAGCAGAGCCUGGAGGUGUUCGGUGGGGCCACCAAGGAGCCUGGGGAGCCCUGCGCCACCCUGCCCACCAGUGCCAAGCAGUGAGGGGCAGGAGAGGUGGCAACCACCAGACUGGCAUCAGGCUCGGGAAUGCCAGAGACCUGGACUGGGCAGAGUGUGGCGAGGGAGGAGGGCAUCGGGAAUGCCAAGUGGACGGGCGGAGCGAUGAAGAAAGAGAUGGAUCUCACAAGCCAAUGUUUGUGUGAACAAAAAGAAGAGUUUUUUUCUUUUGUCUUUGUUUAGCGUUUGCUUUCUUUGAUUGUGAACAUCGUUUGUGGUGCUUUUGGUUUAUAAUCACUCUCUCUUGGUAUUCAUGCUGACACUGUUCAGUCUUAACAGACAUCAGCUCUGUCAUCGGAGACGUCCCACAGACAAAGACACACAGAUUGGUUUGAUUUAUUCUUGCGGUUUGUUUAUGAGUCACUGGGAUUGUGCUUAUUUACAGAUUUACAGCAGUGUUGUUUGGUACAUCGUGCAUUCACGCAGUUCAAGCAGCACGUCUCUGGUGAUUGUUCAUGCUUGUUGUUGAGCACAAUUUUAUACAGUUGCCAUUGUAAGUUUUUUUUGUUUUCUUUUCUGAAAAGUGAUAUAUGGUGUGUUUUUCUAACGUUAGAUAUGAGACUGUAUAUAAAGUGUGUGGGGGGGAGGG
This is a messenger RNA of Sardina pilchardus (European sardine), 4015 nucleotides long. RefSeq names its product chromobox homolog 6b (gene cbx6b). Lineage: Eukaryota; Metazoa; Chordata; Actinopteri; Clupeiformes; Clupeidae. Bases 46 to 3411 code for a protein of 1121 amino acids. Gene Ontology annotation, biological process: negative regulation of transcription by RNA polymerase II. Gene Ontology annotation, molecular function: chromatin binding. Gene Ontology annotation, cellular component: chromatin; PRC1 complex. The record is from RefSeq and is a predicted model, not a curated record. The transcript is spliced from 11 exons.